Odobenus rosmarus divergens (Pacific walrus) is the source of this 953-nucleotide messenger RNA. It is a transcript of the gene PQBP1, whose product is annotated as polyglutamine binding protein 1. The record is from RefSeq and is a predicted model, not a curated record. Gene Ontology annotation, molecular function: protein binding; ribonucleoprotein complex binding. Gene Ontology annotation, cellular component: cytoplasm; nuclear body. Gene Ontology annotation, biological process: alternative mRNA splicing, via spliceosome. Lineage: Eukaryota; Metazoa; Chordata; Mammalia; Carnivora; Odobenidae. Bases 91 to 888 code for a protein of 265 amino acids. The transcript has 8 exons.
UUGGGUGGCAUUGCACCUAUCUUCCACCUUUUAGCGCGUCGGUUCCGUCCAGCCAGCUGUUGGUCCAGGUGGGUCUGUCUGCUAUCCACUAUGCCGCUGCCUGUUGCGCUGCAGACCCGCUUGGCCAAGAGAGGCAUCCUCAAACAUCUGGAGCCCGAACCAGAGGAAGAGAUCAUUGCUGAGGACUACGAUGAUGACCCUGUGGACUAUGAGGCCACCCGGUUGGAGGGCCUGCCACCAAGCUGGUACAAGGUGUUUGACCCUUCCUGCGGGCUCCCUUACUACUGGAACGUGGACACAGACCUCGUGUCCUGGCUCUCCCCACACGACCCCAACUCCGUCGUCACCAAAUCGGCCAAGAAGCUCAGGACCAGUAAUGCAGAUGCUGAGGAGAAGNNGGACCGGGGCCACGAGAAGUCGGACCGGGGCCACGAGAAGUCGGACCGGGGCCACGAGAAGUCGGACCGGGGCCACGAGAAGUCGGACCGGGGCCACGAGAAGUCGGACCGAGACCGAGAGCGUGGUUAUGACAAAGUGGACAGAGAGAGAGAGCGGGACAGGGAUCGGGACCGGGACCGGGGGUACGACAAGUCGGACCGGGAAGAGAGCAAGGAGCGGCGCCAUCACCGCCGGGAAGAGCUGGCCCCCUACCCCAAGAGCAAGAAGGUGGCGAGCCGGAAGGACGAAGAGUUAGACCCUAUGGACCCCAGCUCAUACUCGGAUGCACCCCGGGGCACAUGGUCAACAGGACUCCCCAAGCGGAAUGAGGCCAAGACGGGCGCAGACACCACAGCAGCAGGGCCCCUCUUCCAGCAGCGCCCCUACCCGUCCCCGGGGGCUGUGCUCCGGGCCAACGCCGAGGCCUCCCGAACCAAGCAACAAGACUGAGCCUUCCUGCCACGCCACCCCCACCGCCCCCGGGGGUUUUUAAUAAAAGCUUUUCGAUGGAUCGA